CUACUUGCUGUCUCUCUCUUCAUAUUCGCCAAUCUCUCUCUCUCUCUAACGAUUCCGAUUCUUGACUCGGCCGAGUUGAGUAUAAAAAAUCAAGAAGAAAAACCUUUAAUAAAACGAAGACGAAGAAGAAAAUGGGUAUUUGCAGUUCGACUAACUCGACUCACGUUGCGACGGCGAAACUUAUUCUACAAGACGGAAAAUUACAGGAGUUUUCUUACCCUGUUAGGGUAUCUUACGUUUUGCAGAAGAAUCCGGCUUGUUUCAUCUGUAACUCGGAUGAAAUGGACUUCGACGACGUCGUUUCAGCCGUAAACGACGAGGAAGAGCUUCAACCUGGUCAGCUUUAUUUUGCUCUGCCUUUGGGUAGACUAAACCAACGUUUACAACCGGAAGAGAUGGCCGCAUUGGCCGUUAAAGCCAGUUCGGCGCUUAUGAAAAGCGGCGGCGGUGGCGGCGAAAAAUGUCGCCGGAACUCUGUCUCGCCUAUUGCUUUCUCUGGCGAUACUAUUAAAUCUUCUUCGCGGUGUGGUAAUGGCGGUUCCACCGGAUCCGGUGGCGGUAAUGGGAAUGGGUCUAGGAGGGUUAGGAGAAAUGGGGGAAGAAAGUUUACGGCGAUGUUGAGUGCGAUACCGGAGUAAAAAGGGUAAAAAUGGAAAUUCAUUUUGUACGGAAAGUGGUAUUCUUGUAAAUAUUGUAAUGAUCUUGGGUUAAAAAUCACUUCCAGAUUUAAUUGUAGAGAUUUAAUUUAGAGGAUUUUAGCGGCUCUUUUAUUCUUC
Cannabis sativa is the source of this 776-nucleotide messenger RNA. RefSeq lists its product as uncharacterized. The record is from RefSeq and is a predicted model, not a curated record. Lineage: Eukaryota; Viridiplantae; Streptophyta; Magnoliopsida; Rosales; Cannabaceae. The transcript has a single exon. Bases 132 to 638 code for a protein of 168 amino acids.